AUGGCGGCCUACCUGCAGUGGCGCCGCUUCGCCUUCUUUGACCGCGAUGUCCUGACGGAGCCUGAUGGGAAGCCCGUGCUGUUGCCGCCAGGCAUCACGGUCUGCGACUCGGGCCGGGGCAGUCUCGUUUUCGGGGAUAUGGAAGGGCAGAUAUGGUUCCUGCUCCGCAACCUUGAGCUCAGCAGCUUCCAAGCUUAUAAGCUGAGAGUGACACACCUCUACCAGUUGAAACAGCACAGCAUUUUGGCUUCAGUUGGGGAGGAUGAAGAAGGUAUUAACCCUUUGGUCAAAGUCUGGAAUCUAGAGAAGCGUGAUGGUGGGAAUCCUCUGUGCACCAGGAUUUUCCCUGCAAUACCAGGCAACAAGCCUACAGUUGUGUCCUGCCUCACAGUCCAUGAGAAUCUCAACUUCAUGGCCAUUGGCUUUACGGAUGGGAGCGUUGUGCUCACUAAAGGGGACAUCACAAGAGAUCGGCACAGCAAAAGUCAGAUCCUUCAUGAAGGCAGUUACCCAAUUACAGGCCUUGCCUUCCGUCAGUCUGGCAAAACAACACAUCUGUUUGUUGCCACCACAGAGAACAUCCAGUGUUACACGCUUUCAGUGAAGGACUAUCCGAAGCUAGAACUGGACACACGUGGCUGUGGGCUGCGCUGCUCCACACUCAGCGAUCCCUCCCAGGACCUCCAGUUCAUUGUGGCAGGAGAUGAAUGUGUAUAUCUGUACCAGCCAGAUGAGCGUGGGCCCUGCUUUGCCUUUGAAGGCCAGAAGCUGAUAGCCCACUGGUAUCGGGGCUACCUUGUCAUUGUUUCCAAGGAACGGAAGCCUUCUCCAAAAUCGGAAUUUGCUGGGAGUGAUCCACAAAACUCUGACAAGCAGAUCCUGAAUAUUUAUGACUUGGGCAACAAGUUCAUUGCGUACAGCUCUGUCUUUGACGACGUGGUGGAUGUCCUGGCCGAGUGGGGGUGCCUCUAUGUGCUGACCAGAGAUGGGAAGCUCCAUGCACUACAGGAGAAGGACACGCAAACCAAGCUUGAGAUGCUCUUCAGGAAGAACCUCUUUGAAAUGGCCAUUCACCUGGCCAGGAGCCACCACCUGGAUAGUGACGGCUUGUCUGAGAUCUUUCGCCAGUAUGGAGACCAUCUGUAUAACAAGGGAAACCACGAUGGCGCCAUUCAGCAAUAUAUUCGUACCAUUGGGAAACUAGAGCCAUCCUAUGUCAUCCGCAAGUUCUUGGAUGCUCAGAGGAUACACAACCUGACUGCGUACUUGCAGACGCUCCACCUGCAGUCAUUGGCCAACGCAGACCACACGACACUGCUGCUGAAUUGCUACACCAAGCUGAAAGACAUAUCCAAGCUUGAGGAGUUCAUCAAGACCAGUGAGAGCGAGGUGCACUUUGAUGUGGAGACAGCCAUCAAGGUUCUGCGUCAGGCAGGCUGCUACUCCCACGCCGUGUACCUGGCUGAGAAGCAUGCGCACCACGAGUGGUACCUCAAGAUCCAGCUGGAGGAUAUCAAGAACUACCAGGAAGCCCUGCGUUAUAUUGGGAAGCUGCCCUUUGAGCAGGCCGAGAGCAACAUGAAGCGGUACGGCAAGAUCCUCAUGCAUCACGUCCCAAAUGAGACCACUGAGCUCCUGAAGGUCCUGUGCACGAACUACCAGCCGGUGGGGGAUCGUGAGGGUCCUGGAGCACUGGAAGGGAGGAAGGCAAAUCCUGAUGAGUUCAUUCCCAUUUUUGCCAACAACUCCCGGGAGCUGAAGGCCUUCCUAGAGCACAUGUCAGAAGUGCAGCCAGACUCUCCACAGGGCGUGUAUGACACACUGCUGGAGCUCCGCCUCCAGAACUGGGCGCAUGAGCAGGAUCCACAGGUCAAAGAGAGGCUGCACAACGAAGCCAUUUCCUUGCUGAAGAGUGGGAAGUUUCGGAGCGUCUUCGAUAAGGCUUUGGUCCUGUGCCAGAUGCACAACUUCAAGGAUGGUGUCCUGUACCUCUACGAACAGGGCAAGCUUUUCCAGCAGAUCAUGCACUACCACAUGCAGAACGAGCAGUACAAGAAGGUGGUGGAAGUCUGCGAGCUGUACGGAGACCAGGAGGCCUGCCUUUGGGAACAAGCCCUCGGCUACUUCGCCCACAAGGAGGAGGACUGCAAAGAGUACAUCACAGCUGUGCUCAAGCACAUUGAGACCAAGAAUCUCAUGCCGCCCCUGCUGGUUGUGCAGACUCUGGCUCACAACUCCACAGCCACCCUGUCUGUCAUCAAGGAUUACCUGGUCAGCAAGCUGCAAAAGCAGAGCCGCCAGAUUGAGCAGGACGAGCAGAGGAUUCAGAAGUACCGGGAGGAGACUAAGCGGAUCCGCAAGGAGAUCGAGGAGCUCAAAAGCAGUCCCAAGAUCUUCCAGAAGACCAAGUGCAGCAUUUGCACCAGUGCCUUGGAGCUGCCCUCAGUUCACUUUCUGUGUGGCCACUCCUUCCACCAGCACUGCUUUGAGAGCUACUCGGAGAGUGGGUCGGAGUGUCCAACCUGCUUGCCAGAGAACCGCAAAGUCAUGGACAUGAUCCGCGCUCAAGAGCAGAAGCGGGACUUGCACGACCAGUUCCAGCACCAGAUGAAAUGCUCCAAUGACAGCUUUUCUGUGGUUGCGGAUUAUUUUGGCCGAGGCGUUUUCAACAAGCUCACCCUCAUCACAGACCUUCCUCCAGGCAAAUCUGCUGCAGUACUCGAUGCGGGCUUGCAGCGUGAGCUGCUGAUACACACAAAACGGAGCACUUAGAUGGCGGUGGGUGGGUGUCCUUCAGUCCCCUGACCUUGGUUCUCCGAAUGAGUGAUGCAAUCAGCUUCUCUUUCUAGUGCACUGUGACCCAAAAGAGGGUAGGAUUUGACUGAAGACCAGGAGGGCUGCGUAACUGGCUUAGGAAACAGAGAGAGACCAAAGGAACUCUGGCUUGUUUAUUAUUGUUGUUAUUAUUAUUAUUUUGCCUGACUACAGCCAGGGCUGCUUCUCCAAGCCUUACAGCCUGCUGGUUAAGUCUCCUGGUAAAAAGUCUGGUGCUUCAGCAUUAGCAGUGGGCUCCUGUAAGACUGUGUGGUGAAAACGAGCUCUCCGCUCCAACUUUCUCCUGGUGCCUCUUGUGUUCCAAGCUCUGUAUGAGGAGGAUCUCUAGUAAGCCUGUGUUGCCCUCAUCAAAGAUAUACAGCGUGGAACUAAACUGACUGGAUUCUGGAACUGGAAGAGUUAUUUUCCUGGGGAGGUGGAUUGAAGAUGUAAAUAAUGUUCAGCACUAAUAUCUCUGUAACCCUUCACUUAAUAGCUGUUUACUUGCUUGAGCUAUAAAGUGUGUGAAUGUGGGUGAAGAGAA
This is a messenger RNA of Podarcis raffonei (Aeolian wall lizard), 3358 nucleotides long. It is a transcript of the gene VPS11, whose product is annotated as VPS11 core subunit of CORVET and HOPS complexes. The record is from RefSeq and is a predicted model, not a curated record. The transcript is spliced from 16 exons. Bases 1 to 2772 code for a protein of 923 amino acids. Gene Ontology annotation, cellular component: HOPS complex; endosome. Gene Ontology annotation, molecular function: protein-macromolecule adaptor activity; protein binding. Lineage: Eukaryota; Metazoa; Chordata; Lepidosauria; Squamata; Lacertidae. Gene Ontology annotation, biological process: intracellular protein transport; vesicle-mediated transport; vacuole organization.